CCUCACUGCCGUUAGCGAUCCUGUUAUACCUCACCUGAUUUACGUAGGAAAUGGCUCGCAACGAACGCAAACUUACCUCCCGGAUUAAGGAAUCCUAGCCAUAGCGCAUCCAGUCUUACGUUACAACUAUAGAUUGACACUUAAUUUUGGACGAGGCUGAUCAUUUGGGGUUUCCUGCUCUGUGCAUGGUGGCCCGACGAAGCAGGCGCUAUUGAACCGCAGCGCCGACUGCCAACGGCAAUACUGGCAAUACUUUUAGGCUUCUAGUAUAGGGACCUUCGUAGACAAGCGUAUGGAGGAAUACGAAUACGUCUCAACCCUUGGUGAAGGCGCGUACGGCUACGUCUGGAAAUGUCAGGAGCGGUCCACAGGUCGGGUGGUGGCCAUAAAGGGCUUCAAGCAGGCGCACGAGGAGCCGGAGAUCAUGAAGCUGGCGAUCCGGGAGGUGCGGGUGCUGCAGGCGCUCGACCACCCCGCCAUCAUCCAGCUCAUUGAGGCCUUCAAGUCCAAAUCGGGCCGCGUGUACAUGGUCUUUCCGUACAUUGGGCGCAGCGCCUAUCAGGAGCUGGACCUCCAGCCGAGCGGCCUGAACGCCCCGCAGCUGAAACUGCUUGUCUGGCAGCUGCUGCAGGCGCUGGUGUACCUGCACCGCCGCCGGGUGGUGCACCGGGACAUCAAGCCCGCCAACAUCCUGCUCGCGGACUCGGGGGUCAUCAAACUGUGCGACUUUGGGUUCGCGCGGCCCACGCGGUGCGGCCCGCGGGACGCGCAGCGGCUGUCGAGCUACGUGGUGACGCGGUGGUACCGGGCGCCAGAGGUGCUGGUGAGCGACGCGUACGGCCCGGCGGCCGACGUGUGGUCGGUGGGCUGCACGGUGGCGGAGCUGGCGACCGGGCAGCCGCUGUUCCCAGGCAAGUCCACCCCGGACCAGCUCUGGCGCAUCAUGCGCUGCUUCGGACCCCUGGCGGCGCCGCAAGCGGAGCGCAUGGCCGCAGACUCCCGCUUGGAGGGACUGCGGGUGCCGCCGCGCGGGCGGAGCCUGAGGGAGCGACUGCGCGGCUGCGACCCCGGACUCUUCCGCCUGAUAGAGGCGUGCCUGCAGCCGGACCCGCGGCUGCGACCCACGGCAGCAGAUCUGCUACAAAUGCCGUACUUUUGGAGCGUGCCACGGCUGAUUGCGGGCACGCCGCUGGAUGAGGUGUACGCCAAGUUGUUGUGCCAGCAGCAGCCGGCGCCGCAGCAGCAGUCGUACAGGAGGCUUCCGGAGGUGGACGCGAGCAGCACGGCAGCCAUGGCGGCGGAUGCGAGUGUGGCGGCCGAUGCAGCGGCGGCGGCGGUGGUUGUUCCUCCGUCGGUUAUGGCUCCGAAGCCCGCGCGGCUGGCUCUGGAUACCUCUGCUCGGGGGGCCCGAGGUGAGGGAGCAUAUGUUGGGGGCGUUGACAGCGGCGGAGGCGGUGGCCGGGCGGGCGCAGGCCCCGCUGCUUCCACGCCGCCUGCUGUGCCUGCGACCCCGGACAUGGCGGCAUCCGAACACCGAGCAGCGCUGCCAGCCAUUGAGUUUGAGGGGUCUGGUUCGGGGUCGAGGGAGGGAUCGGAGUCGGGUUCAGCAGCAGCAACGGAGGCCUCAUCCGCUUCAGGCGCUGGCAGCCCGGUGGGUUCGGAGCGCGGUGCUGCGGAGCGGCCGCUGGGUGCCACCGGGUGCCCCUCCUCGCCCUCGGUAUCGUCGACUGCUGAUGCUGAUGCGGCUUCGAGUAGGGGCAUGUCCUCGUCUGCAUGUUCCUUGACAGGACUCGACCAGCGGGGAGGGGAGCUAGGGGGAGGUGGAGAGGGGGAUGCGGAUGCGGACGCAGCAGCCGCAGAUGUGGGUGCUGUGGUGGGGCCGGAUGCGGAGGAGUACGUGGCUGUAGCAGCGGCGGCGGAGGAUGAGGGGUAUGGGAUGGUUGGGUUGCAUGAGGAGGAGGUGGCUGUGCUGGCUGCCAGCCUGCAGGCGCCUCUCUUGAACUCCUGCAGGUCAAUUGAGGCGGAGGAGGCGGAGGAGUCGUUGCAGUUGCAGCGGCAGUUGCUGCAGCAACGGCAGCAGUCGAUAGACGCUGAGGAGCGGCAGCAGCAGCAGCAGCGACAGGGGCAGCAGCUGGGAGGGAAGUCUUCAUCGGAGGCUGCAAUGCCGCCGCUGUUACUCCUCCUGCAACACCAACAGCAGCAGCAGCAAGGGCAACAGGAGCAUGGCGUAAACGCGGCACGUGCGGCUCCUUCAGAAGGCGGAAAUACCGGCGUCACAACCGCAGCAGCCGCCUCCUCAUCCACAGCAUCCGCUGCCCCCUUUGGCAGCUACAUCAUCGGCAGGGACCCCUCGCGCGUUCUAGACUUUGCAACUGCUGCCACGUCUGGGCCCCAACAGCAACCGACGCUCGCCCGCGCAUCGCCGUUAGGAGCCGCAAACGCCGCGGAGCCCUGUGCCACGAUGGCCCCUGUGCUACGGCCCGGUUGCUUGUCCCCGGUGCAAGUGUCCGUGGAGUUGGCGGACGACGACACCAGUGCCACUGCGCUCGUGUGUGCGGGCGCUUCCUGCACGGACGCAGAAGCUAAUGCUCCACCGCUGACCGCACAGGCAACCUCGCAGCAGCAGCAGCAGCAGGACAGCUUGCCGCAGAAAGGCAACGGAGCUGGCACGGUGGUUACGAACGGGGAGGCCGUAAGCCUAUCUUGGCAGGGCAUUGUCGAGGGACGUGUUGCCCAGGGCGGUGUCACCUCGGCUGGCGGCGAUAAACCGCCCGCUUCCACUCGUCCGUCAGAUCGCGAGGGUUCCGCUGUAGUGUUCCCGACUGUGUUUGUAACCGCACUGAGUGCCCCGCCGCCUGCCACUUUCAACGGCUCACCGUUUCCAGUGGGGAGUGCCGCAGUGGGCGGCGGCGGCGCCACUGCUGCUGCUCCUGCCACCGCUGGCGAGUGUUCCGCCGCCGCCGCCACCCCCUCGCCUUCUGGCGUGUCUUGGCGAGGACCGACGCCCUUCUCAGGCGCGCCCUCAAGCCCCUCUCCAUUGCUAGCUGAGGCCUUCAGUGCUCCCACCGCUGACACCUCCACCGCGCGCCUUCUCGGGUCAACCGCCAUGUCGGCCGCCUUAACGUCUGGCGCGCUUGGGCGCUGCGACACCGCCAAAUUUGAACAGUGCCCCAGUGCGCCGUCAGCGGCGCUGGCGCGCCUACGUUGCGGCCCUCCGGCUCCCGCGCCUGGCCGAACCUACGGUUGCGGGGUUGGCGACGGCGGCAGCGGUGGCGGCAUACCCUACGAUCCGCAGACCAGCAGCAUGGUCAGCCCGAACUCCUCCUACUACCUUUCCAUGGCGGCAAGCGGGGGCGGAAUGGAUGGCUCCAUGAAUCCCAUGCCGGCCCUGGGCGAGUGCUCCACACCCACCGGCGCCCCCAUGGCGCCUGUCGUACCGUCCCAAGUCGGACCUCCCCCGCAUGUACGGCGUUUCGCUGCGGUACGGGGAUCCAGUGGCGGGACGCCGGCGGGAAUGGUUAUGCUGGGACCUGGGCUGUCGCCCUCGCUUAGCGGAGAUUUUGACGAGGAGAAUGCCUUUGCGUCUGCUGCCGGCGCGGCGACGGCUAUGGCGGCGUCGGCGGACGGAGCCUCCCGACAGCAGCAACACACAACGAUACGGGGUCAGCAGCAGCAAGAGCAGCAGUUUAGAUCGCGGAGGUCGGUGGAGUUGCACCCUGUGAGCGCGCCGCGGCCUCAGCUCCUCACAUCACGCUCAGCACGCCUGCAGCAGCCCCAGCUGCUAACUCCAGACGCUGCUGCGGCCGCUGGCGGAGGCGGCAGCAGCGUUGGUGGUGGCAGCAUGCACGUGAGGCGGAAACCCUCCUUGUUGCACCUCCACACGCACACGCUGAUGGGUGGCGGUCGUGACUAUGGACCGGCAGCCGGCGUGCCGCGGCGGCUGGGUUGCAGCUACACCGGCGACCCCACACCGCGCAUGGGUUCGCUGCUGGAGGGCGACGGCGGCGAGCAUGCAGCGGAGGAUUGUGCGGAGGGACGCGGGGUGCCGCUGCCUCCCCACCCGCACAGCGCCACGACGCCCGGCGGCGCUGACGCAGACGCCGUUCCAUGCAUGGGGAAGGUCAGCCUGAGUGGCGCUACGGACUACGGCGCCGGCGUGGAAAUGCCCAUGGAGCACCGCCAUUCCAGCGGCUCCGCCGCCGCCGCCGCCGCAGCAGCAGCCAUCGGGGCGGUGGGCUCUCCUGCGGCUGGGCGAGCCGGGCUACGCAGCGGCAGCAGGACCAGCCUGAGAGGCGGCUUGAAUGUCAAGGUGGCUCCGGCGCCUGCGCCGGUCAGUCGCAACCGCAGCCGCUUCUGCUCCUUCACCACGGCCCGCAGCGUGGGCGCCUACGACGGGGAAUCGCUCUCACCGCCAUUGGAGCACUACCAGCAGCGCUACGCUGCUCGCCGGGAGGGGGCGUACAUGUCUCCAUCGCCACCGCCGCCACCGCCGCAUUCAAUGAUGACUGUAGUGGGAGAGGCGCAGCCAUCACCGGCACAGACGCCGCCAAAGUAUCCCCUUCAACGGUCUGAAUCGCAGAAGCCCCCACGCACCAGUUCCGCCAUGUUGCCUUCUGCGUUCCGAAGCAUGACGUCCCGAUCGUUAGAGGGAUCGGGCACGGCUGCGGUCGCUACGGUGUGUGUGGGAGAGGAGGAGGGCGGCGUGGCAGCGUCUGCCGUGGCUUUGAACUGGAGCCGACGCAGCCGAGACGCGAGCGAGGUGUACCGGUUGACGGAGGCGUCUUUAGACCGGUCUAGCAGCACUAGGAGGAGGGAGAGCAAGUCGGGCGCGUUGUCCAAGUUUGUGAAGGCGGUGAAGAAGGCGAUUAAGGGGAUAGGCGGCAAGCUGUAGUAGGAGGGGCAAAGGACGAGAGGAGGGAAAGGGGUUGCGAGGGCCCUUGGAUGUGGGAGCGGCCAUGCAGGAGGGUGUGAUGUUGGAGCUAGGGUUGGUGAGGUUGUAAGCGGGUGGUGGUGUGCUACAGCAUGAUUGCAGGUGGGGAGGGAGUGAUGCUUGCACUGGUGUGGCAAGAUUGAGCGCUGCGCUUUGAAGAGCACAAGAAGACAGUGCUGAUGCUGAAUUCGGGAUGGGGUUUUCCCGUGCCGCAGGGUGUGCAUCUGCAUGAAUGUAUGCAUGUAUGCUUUCAGGGAUGCUUGCAGGGUAUGACGCAUGGGUUCCUUCAUGCUGUGCGGAAGGCGAGCAGUCCUGGGGUUGCUGGGGUCUUGUGGCUGGAGGUGUGGGGUGAAUCCUCUGUUUACUCUUGAUCGCUGCGCUGGAGCUGUUGCAAGGGUUGAGGACUCACAACGUGCGCCUUCCCUCUUGUGCCUUUGGCAUGCUGUGGCACGCUGUGUUGCCUGUAUGCCUUCUGCCGACGUGGCGUCUCAUGCCCGCGCGCGUACGUUGCAUGCUGUCGUGUUUCAGGUCGUGCUGCCUGUGCAAUGCAACCGCUGUCCUCGUGCAUUUGCCUGCCGUGCGAAGUCAACCUGAGACCCUAAGGACGUUUGGACGAACCAUUCUGUGAUGCCCCAAUGGCCCUUUCUCCAAGUACGACACUCCGGUGGGUUGUGCGCGCAGAUGCCGUCUUGUUGGGGCGCUGUGCCUAUAGUAGUAUCGCAACAGCAAGGCAGCACUUACGGUCUGCAGCGUUGCAUGUUAGCCCCGUGGUUUUCGGCUUGUGAUUCUCGUGCCUCAUCAGCGGGGUCCGUAAAACAACCCGUUCUGACUACUUGCGUUGUUUUCACCUCAUUGGGGUAUUGACCUCAUAAGUAUCCCACCAUAGUGUGUGACUGUUACACGUCGCGCGAGUGGUGCUCUCCCCUUCACACCCCGUGUGUCCGGCAUACGUUUUGUCCGUUGGCCUGCUGACGUUUGUGCUUGUUUUCUUAUACAAGCUAAUAAAGAUAUGAUGAAUGCAUGUGUUAGUCACGCAGUGUGGCGCUGGUUCUUGGUUCUUGGGAGGUCAGGCGCAAAGACGGUGUUAUCCUGUCCUGCGGACCUUCCGCGCAGGACAUUGCCGUGCGUGUUGUGGUGGUGUUCACCGUGCAACGCUCAUUGGAAGCUGGAUCGCGCGUCCUGUGCGUGGAGAAGAACGGGCCGCGAGCCAGAACACACUGUGCUUGCUGGAAGGUUAGUCCCCACUGAAACGCGUGUGCAUGUGCGUCUCAUGGAUGAUGCUUUUCCUGCAGGGCGGGUUGAGUGUGUAUGCGGCGACGUGGAGAGAGGGCAGAGAGCGUGCAAGCGAAGCUUUUCACAUGCUACGUUGCUCGAUUCGGUUUGGUCGGUCAAUGAAGAAUGAGUCGCCUUGCGAAGUGUUGUAUGGAGUGCGCAGUGAUGGUCUAAGCACCCCGGCCCUCCAAGAGUCGCGUGGUGCUAGCGGGCAAGGCUCCCCUUGCCUAAGUGCCGAGUGAGGCUGCAGAGGCGGUGUACGCACGUGCGCUGGGGCGGUCAAGGAAUGCGGCCUUCCCUGCAGCCCCUUGCCUUUCCUAUGUACCCUCAAGUGCCAAUUUGGCCUACCUAGUAUUGCAAAACAGAUGGAGAAUCCCGUCGUGUGGGGGGCGUUUCCUGGACUGUGCAGAUGGCUGCUGAAAGCUGUGUGUGCGUGUUACCGUUACCGGGCUGGGUGUGCGUUUUGGCAGGUAUUAUGGCUUUGUUAUGACGGAGGUAUAGAUUCACUAGCAGGUGGCUCUCUCUUGUGUGGCUUGCGUGCGUUGUCUCGAGGUAAUGUUGCAUGCUGACGAUCGUUGGGAAUGGUGUCUACGGUGGCCAAAUAAUUUGUCAUCAGGUACUCUUGUGACGACACGUAUUGACCCAUGGUUCUCCGAGGCUGUUGUUUUGUUUUUGGCGGCUCCAUGAAUGACCGUAUUUGCCUGGCAUUGGAGUUGCGUCCAUGCAUGUGGGGUGUAUGUUUGCUUGCUUGCGACCUGCGCGUUGCCACCUGGAUGGUACGCGAAAUCCUUGACGGCCACGUGAGGUGCUGACGUCGACACGUUUUCAUCCUUGACUGCUGCUUUUGCUAUCUGUUGGGAACGACGCCAGAUGCGAUGUAUUGUGUUGGGGUAUGCGUUUUGCUUCGCUCCUACGGGGAUGCCCUGUUGCCCCCUGUUGAGCUUCAAUCGCAUGUGAGUCAAGGCAAAAGCUUAUCAUGCGCAGUGGCUAAUAUUAGAACACUUUUGCUGUUGCUGGCGGGGACUGCUGGGCGCUGGCGAGUGUCCCUAGAGGUUUCCGAGAAGUCCCUGUUGUUGCUGUUGUGCUUUUGAGGUACGUUGCAUUUUUACUGGUUUUUGCACCCAGUGUCAAGAGACGUUGCAUGAUGUGGCGAUCCGUAUGGAAAAUGAAAUAUUGCUGAUGACUUGGUGACUUGAAGGCGUGGCUGUAGGGGACAUUUACACCAGGGGGACACCCGGCGGCAGUAAAUUAAGCGUGCCAUUAGUUCGGUAAGCUGUUGCUUGUAGCCAUGCGUGGACUUGCUGUGCAGCGACGCGCGCGGGGCGCCACACGAAACUGGUGUCGAAUUCAUGCAAGUAGGUUGACGGCCCCUAUGUACCAUGCGAUGUGUGCGGCAUUGCAGGAUCUUGGCGUAGCAGAGUCUCCUCCGUGUCUCGUUGUUUCCUGCACACUCCUUGCUCCUCUUGAUUGGCUGGUUGAGCUCGGGGUAGCGCCGUCUUAUAUUAACAAGUCGGUUGCGUCUCUUAAUGCAACUGAACGGCGAGUCCGUACAACGGCAAUUUUCCACACGACCACGCUGCGAGUUUCUCUGAGCCAAUGUUGCAAGUUGGGUCUGGUGCGUCUGUGACCUCUGACAUGCUCUGAUUCCGUGACUCCUUUCCUGUUGUGUUUGAAGUUAACUGUUCCGGGCAUGGGAACUGGAGCCAUGUUGUGUUUGGCUUGGUUUCACACGGCACGUGAUCUCAAUUAAAUUCGCAGCUUGGUCGCGGGGUUUUGAUGCGAAUUGAUGUGGGCAGUCUGAUGCUAACCAAGCCCGCCGGGCCAAACGCAUGCACGCUACUGCACACUCGGAUGUGCUUCGUGGCCUCCAUGCGCUGUGUUCAUUGGGCCACCGGGGUGAUCUACGAACGCUUUAAUGCUGUUAGUCCUCUUCAGCACCUUAGGGGCAGUGGGUAUGGGCACUGAAUGGAAGAAUGCUUGCUGCAAGGGGAUGCCUCGGGUGCCGGAAUUGUUUACUAUCUGGUUGCAGAAAGCAUCAUGUGACACACCCUGACAAGGACAGUAAAGGCCGGUACCGUAUAGACGGCGUUCUGUCAGAGAGCUUGGGUAGGGCCCCGUUAUUACUGGAAGGAACAUUACUAGGUCGACGCCAUUAAUGGAAGGAAUACCUGUGGGCAUGGCUGCAAGGCUUGGGCGCACAUGUUGCGUUAGCUUGGUGACCUCAAGCUGUGCAGUAGCGUCCGUGCUCAGCUGCACACAUGCAGUGAAUUACGUGGACCUGGUGUGGACAGCCUCCUACUGUACUCAUGUAAGGCCACUCCCCGUUGCGCCCAACGCCACCAUAUCGCUUCACACACACGUGCAUCCGUGACUAUGAACACAACGCAUGGUACGGUACUGCAGGAGCCUGUACGCGCCUGUCCGCUGUAACGUAA
This is a messenger RNA of Astrephomene gubernaculifera, 8637 nucleotides long. NCBI's taxonomy places the organism in Eukaryota, Viridiplantae, Chlorophyta, Chlorophyceae, Chlamydomonadales, Astrephomenaceae. The record is from the annotation of a GenBank genome assembly.